UUUCUCACAGGAACAGUCACUUCACUAGAAGCAGAAGCACAUUGCAGUUGGCCAGUAAGGAAACAUUUUUAGUUUUUUUGUCUUUGAUAGGGAGCUGACGGAUCUCUAGAGAAGCAUUGAUAUUAGAAAUUUAUUAUUCUCACUUGCUGACUGCCUUUUAAAUUUGUUGUGAAAACAUACGCAAUGUCAAGAGUUGCCAAUCUGUCGAAACUGCGGCAAGAGAGGAUGAGGGAGAUCAACCUGCGGAACAAAGAGAGAGAGCGCAUGAGGGAGCGAGAGAAAGCUGCGAGGGAGAGGGAGGCCCGCUACAGCAAUGGUCACCUCUUCACUUCGCUGACAGUGUCAGGAACGACACUCUGUUCAGCAUGCAACAAAAGUAUUACUGCAAAAGAAGCACUCAGCUGCCCUACAUGCAAUGUUACCAUCCACAACCGAUGUCGAGACACUUUGCCAAACUGUGUCAAAAUGAAACAACGGCAGCAGAAGAUGACCCUCAUGAGGAAUAAUGUUACACUGCGUACCAAAACCCCAGGGAUGCGUGAACGUCCAACUUCAGCCAUCUACCCUUCAGAAAGCUUCCGACAGACACUGUUGGGAUCCCGCCGUGGUCUCUCCGGCCUCUCCCUGUCCAAGAGUGUCUCCACCAACAACAUUGCAGGGAAUCUAAAUGAUGACUCUCCCUUGGGGCUGCGCAGAAUUCUGUCUCAGUCCACAGACUCCCUCAGCUUCAGGAACAGAGCUAUGUCGGUGGAGUCACUCAAUGAUGAUGGAGACAUGUACUAUACUUCUGUACUGGAGGAGAUGGAGCUUGAAGGCCAGGACUUUCAGGCUGACUCGUGGAGCAUGGCUGUGGACAGCAGUUACUUGCAGACACAUCGCAAAAAUAUCAUCAAGAGGCAGGAUGUUAUCUAUGAGCUCAUUCAAACAGAGCUGCACCAUAUGCGAACACUGCACAUCAUGGAAAGGGUGUUCCGACAGGGAAUGCUAGAGGAACUGCAGCUGGAGCCCAGCACUGUGCAUACCAUUUUCCCGUGCCUGGACCAGCUGAUCAGGAUACAUUCCAAUUUUCUGGCACAACUUCUCCUGCGGCGUCACAACAGCCUGCAACCUGGAUCAUGCCACAACUUUACCAUUCACCAGCUAGGGGACAUACUGCUAGAGCAGUUCUCAGGGCAAUGUGCAGAUGACAUGCAGAAGACCUAUGCUGAGUUCUGUAGCCGCCAUUUGAAAGCUGUCAAAUUGUACAAGGAACUUCUGGCUAGAGACAAGAGGUUCCAGUUCUUUAUACGGCGGGUGAGUCGAGGACCCUUGCUACGUUGCCAUGGUGUUCCAGAGUGCAUCUUGUUGGUGACUCAGCGGAUCUCCAAGUACCCUGUCCUUAUUCAGCGCAUUCUUGACAACACCACCGAUGAUGAAGAAGAAGCCUACUCUGUGGCACAGGCUGUCUUGAUGGUCAGAGAACUUCUUAGUUCAAUAGACCAACAGAUGGAGGAACUGGAGAAAACACAGCAAAUGCAAGAGAUCCAGGCCAAGCUGGACCCCCGGGCUGAGGCCAGAGUUAGGGAUGGUGGACUCUUUAAGCCUGGAGAGUUGCUCCGACGGAGGCUUGUCCACAAUGGCACCCUUUUCUGGAAAACCCCAGGAUCCCGGCUCAAAGAUAUGCAGGUCUUAUUGAUGACAGACAUCCUGGUAUUUCUGCAGGAGAAAGACCAGAGGUACAUCUUUUCAUGCAUGGACAAACCUCCAGUACUGUCCCUUCAGAACUUGAUAGUGAGGGAUAUAGCCAAUCAGGAACGUGGCAUGUUUCUCAUCAGUGAUUCCUCCCCUCCUGAGAUGUAUGAAUUCCAUGCUGCCAGCAAGGAGGAUAAGAAUGUCUGGAUACGCCACAUCCAACACACUGUCAGCAAGUGUCCAUCAAGAGAGGAGUUCCCGCUUAUAGAGACUGAACACAAGGCCCAUCUGAGGAGACUUAAAGCUGACCUCCAGCAGAAGGACCAGGAAAUGCUGGAGCUCUUGCAGGAGAGGGUGACUUUAUUCUGUGAGCUUGCAGAGGUGACCUGCGGUCAAGAGAGCCUACAGCCUCCCAUCACUCGUUACUUGUUCAGGGCAGACACACCACAAGCUCCCCGUGCAGAAAAACUCCUACUGGAUGCCACAGCUGAGGUGGACAGGUUAAGUGACCUCCUUCUGGGCUCCAGCUUGGACAUCCCUAUUUUGUGCCAUCACAACCAUAUGGAGGUGGUAGAAACCAGUGACCAAGAUCUGCUGGUCAAUGGAGUGCAUCAUUUCUUUGCAGCAAAGGAUUGCAUGAAGAGCCAAGACAAGCCAUCACACAUGGAGAUCUGUCAGAGGCUGGUGAAUCUCAGUGUGUAUCUGCAUGCACUCCAGGCUGCUGUUAUCAAACAAGAUUCAAUCUUGGAGCUGUUACUGCAGCCACAAGACGCUGUGACAUCAGCCCCAAGUGGAAUAUGGCGCCCCAUAGGGCGAGAUGGUGGACAUCGGGAGUGCAGUGCAGGGUCGACCAUUGGAGAACUGGCUCUUUUACAGAGACAGCACAGCCUGCUGCAGGAGGAGUUGCUUAGGCUGCGGGAUGCUGAGAGCCGGUUCAAGGACAGUGAGAGGGCCCGAUCUAAGCUGGAGAGGCAGGUCCGACACAUGAAGGUCUGCAGUGGGGUGGCACCUGCUUCCCUACAGCAGGGGGAGCAGGCUUCUCAACCUUCAUCAAUGAUGCCAGGAAGAGAGGUUUAUUCUCCACAAGCCAGUCAGGAACCUGUCCACCAAUCAGAUCGCUUUCAGGAUGGAAGUGAUCUGGAGGGAGAUGUGACGUCAGAUGAUGAUGAUGGGACCACAUCAGAAGGCUCCAAAGAUCUUCAAGACAUUCCAGAGGAGAUCUAAUCCUAGGCAUGUUUCCAAGUGAUGAAGAGCUUAUACAGCUAUAUAUGAUUAUGACCUAUUCCAAUGAGAAAAUGCUAUUGCUAUCGUGUUUUCCGGCAUAGUGACCAACAAUACACAUGUUAAUCCUAAGUUUUAGUGUUUAGUUAGCUGUUUUGCUGUUACGUAGAUGGCUUGUGACAGUGGCUUCUUUAUUUUUUUCAUUUCUGCUUUGGAUUAUUUCAGUUUCCAUGAUUCCAUGAUCACUUGACCAAAGGAGUGUGGCAAACUGCAAAUGUGUGGCUCUGUCACAGACACAGACAGUAACAAGUAUUAAGGCUUUGUCAUGACAGCAGCCAACACAGUGUUAAUGGAAAGAGAAUGUUGCAAUAUCCUUAUCCAAAAGAUCUUGUGCUCUAUUUACAAGGCUAAUAUAAAAAAAAUAAUCACCCCACUGAAAAAUCAAUAGAGGUCACUAGGUUCUUUCACUAAAACCAUUGCUGAGACCCGAGAUGUUUCCCACUUUCCUUUGAUUUCUACUUAUAGUUGUCUACACACAAUAGCUGAUGGUGUCUCAUUAGGUCUGUAGGUCCCUAAUAGGCACUUCGACACUCUCACUAUUGUUACUACUGGCCACAUUCCAUAUUUAUCAAAAAAUGGCUGUCUACAUUAGAAACAAACUGUUUAGUUAGCUGUCUGGGGCACCUGGAUGCAUUAACAGUGCACAUGUCAUGCCAACUCUGUAGAGCUUCUUGUCAGAGAUGCUUGGCGACUCCCCAUACACUGGAGGAAACCAGAUUAAAAAUGGUAAAUUUUUCUCUACGUAAUCCACCCACCCUUUUCCUUGGGUUUUCAGGACUACGAUAGCGGUUCACUAGGUUAGAUCAGCAUGUUAACUUUUGCUGAAGGCCAAACCAGGUUAUGUUCCAACACAUCAACAUGUGUUAAAACAGUACCAAUCAGUUCUCCUGGCAAAUGGCAUCAUCAUUCCUUGAAGAUUCCACAGAGUUCAACAGAUAGUGAUAGGUGAAGAUAACAGAGCUGUAGAUGGAAGAGAGCUUUAUACCCCAGAAGAAUACAUCUAAGCACUUCAUUCAUUUAAUGAAACACAGCUACAACCAUAGUCAGAUAUACUUGUGUCCUAAAAAUUUGGUGUUGAUUAGCCUGUUAACUUAUACAUCUACACAGUUUGCAGUGGUUUUUUUUUUUGCUAGCUGGCCUUUCUGCUUUAGUUGCUGCAGCUGAGUUACUUUUAGUCUUUAUUAGGUGUAUACAUUAUGAUAUUUCUGUCGUAUUCUGGUUUGCCAUUCAUUUGUGAAAUAUGCUAGCCUAGCCGCGCUAGACAACCCACGGCAACAAAUUUAAUUCUCUGCCAGGGUCGGUCUAGUUACCCUCCAUAAGGCUCGAGGUUGGAUGCUCCUAAAACUGGCUGGACGAAUCACCAUGAAGUGUAGAGUCAGAAGGCGGGCGUAACUAAGUGACGACAGAGGCGCAACGAUUCUGA
Acanthochromis polyacanthus (spiny chromis) is the source of this 4375-nucleotide messenger RNA. RefSeq names its product rho guanine nucleotide exchange factor 2-like. Bases 184 to 2895 code for a protein of 903 amino acids. The transcript has 23 exons. The record is from RefSeq and is a predicted model, not a curated record. Gene Ontology annotation, cellular component: ruffle membrane; cytoskeleton. NCBI's taxonomy places the organism in Eukaryota, Metazoa, Chordata, Actinopteri, Pomacentridae. Gene Ontology annotation, biological process: regulation of Rho protein signal transduction; actin filament organization; cell morphogenesis. Gene Ontology annotation, molecular function: guanyl-nucleotide exchange factor activity; microtubule binding.